This is a messenger RNA of Vigna radiata var. radiata (mung bean), 2573 nucleotides long. RefSeq lists its product as uncharacterized. Lineage: Eukaryota; Viridiplantae; Streptophyta; Magnoliopsida; Fabales; Fabaceae. The record is from RefSeq and is a predicted model, not a curated record. The transcript is spliced from 3 exons. The coding region runs from base 69 to 2303 and encodes 744 amino acids. Gene Ontology annotation, molecular function: protein binding.
GCAGCAGAGUAGCACUGCACGUACUCUUCAGCGGUAAAAUUGAAGAAAAACGCUUGUUUGAUGAAAUAAUGAAAUUCGUAAUUGCGAAGAGUCCCGUUAAUCUUCUCAACUCUCACAGUUCGCUUGUUCCCUUUGGUGUUCCUUCCGUUGAGCGCACUUUUCUUCACAGUUCGAGGGAGAAAUGGACGCGUGGCUCCAAGCCCCUCAUGUUUUCGUUUUCUUCCUUGAGAGCUCGGUGCGCUUCUUCUUCUUGUUCCUCGAAUAUGUACGGAGGUUGGGACGAUCUCGGCAGUUCAGACGCGCCUGGUGAGUCCUACGCCUUGCGCAAUUUUCUCGUUUCUGUUGGAAUCGAUGAUAGGAAGAACGUUUUCGUGUUCUUCUUGGGCCUCGUUUGUGCGAUGGCGAUUUCUAGGGUUAAGGUUUCUUCUAUUGUCGUUCUUCCUGCUUCCGCGUUGGUUUUUGCUGUUGGUUUCACGGUAGGGUUUCUCCGAAACGGAGCGUUCGGCGAAGUGAGGGCGAGUGGGAGUAAGAGGAGGGAAAAGCAGGACAAUUCGAAUUCUAAGCUGUCUUCAGAAAAAUUGCGGAGUUUGGUGGAAUUUUUUGACGAGCUUGAUCUUGUGGUCAAUAACUUGAAGAGUGAAAUAGUAAGUGCUAUUAGGAAUAAUAAGAUUCGGGUGGAUGAUUUCUAUGGCUAUCUUGUAGUUACAGAUAAGAUUAAAAUUUCACUUAAGAAUGCUAGGAGUGUACUUGGGGAUUUGAUUGACAAUGAAGAGAACUCUGGUGGUGUUUUGGUUGAGAACCAUAAGAGUGGUAAAAGAAAGAAACAAGUUGGAGAAGGUGGGUACCAGAUGUUGCAGGCUUUUAGCAGUUUGUUUGGGGAAAAUUUGUUUAGUUCCAAUUCGACCAAAGUCAGGGAAAAUGUUAAGCAAGAGGCAGUGCAUAGAACAUUGGAUCAAACUAGAGGAAAUGAUACAGUGCCUGUUGUAGAAGACAGGGCUUUGAACUUUGUUGAUGAACAUAAGGGAAAUCGUGAGUUGGAUUUGGAUCCUACUCAAAGCUCGUCUACUAACUCUGUUUUGGAUAUGAAAAAAAGUGAAAGAAUAAGAACUACUCCCGAGGGAGACACAUUUGGCUUAGGGGACAUACGGAGAAGCAAAAAUAAAUUCUUUGACGAUAAAGAGCAUAGUUACCGGAACAAAGGAAUGAGGUUCACAAAUAAUCGCAGCUUCUCUUUGAAGAUGGAUUCCAGCAUAACAGACAUGUGGGAAUCCCAUGACAAUCUGCUUGACUCUGAGAGCUUUAAAGUCAGAACGAAACGCAUGGAAAGUGAGUCCUCUUUUACGCGUGAGCAGCUUUUCAACCAAGAUCAAAAGACUUUCAGGUCUUCUCGUGACUUGAGGGAGGAUGGUUCGGACAGGUCUCAAUAUAAAGAUGAUACAGUGAAUUACGAUGAUCGUCACCACCAUGCAGAUGAUUUGUCUGCACACGAGAACAAAUUCAAUACCACUUCAUCUCCAAAGAUUUCAGAUGAUAUGAUGUUCGAUAGGUAUCUUGAUGAAGCAACAGAUCUUUUAAAACAAGCAAAAGAGUUUAUAAAAGUUAGGCAGGAUGAAGAGCAAGCUGAAAUCAUGCUUUACAGGUCUGCAAACAUACUAUCCAAAGCUGUGGGCUUGAAGCCCAUGAGUUUGUUGGCUGUAGGCCAGUUAGGAAACACUUACCUUCUUCAUGGAGAAUUAAAGUUGAAGAUUACUCGUGAAUUGAGAAGUCUUCUUUCUGGCAGCAUCCAACCAUAUUCUGGAAAACAUAGUAAAUUAUUGAAGGGACUGAGGAAUAAAAUCACUAGCGAAGAAGAUAUUGCAUCUUUUCUUAUUGAUGUUUGUGAAGAGUGUGAAGAGCUACUAGUUCAGGCAGGCAGAAAGUAUAGGCUGGCGUUGUCAAUUGAUGCUAAUGAUGUGAGGGCCCUGUAUAAUUGGGGUCUUGCUCUUUCUUUCCGAGGCCAAUUGAUAGCAGACAUUGGUCCGGGUGCUGCAUUUGAGGCCGAAAGAGUAUUCCUGGCUGCAAUUGACAAGUUCGAUGCUAUGCUGUUAAAAGGCAAUGUUUAUGCGCCAGAUGCUUUGUUUAGAUGGGGCGUCGCAUUGCAGCAGCGAUCUCGAUUAAGGCCAGGAAGUAGUAAAGAGAAGGUGAAGUUACUACAGCAGGCUAAAAGGCUAUAUGAGGAUGCUCUACAUAUGGACACCAAUAACAUGCAAGUGAAAGAUGCCUUAUCCUCGUGUGUCACAGAGCUUAAUUAUCGAGAGUUUUAGCCAAUUCACGAAAGAGUUGCCCAGAAGAAUAAUUUUGCUUUCAAUCCUUGUUUCCAAUUAUUUUAUAUCUGCCUGACUUGGAUCCACCACCAGAUACAGGUAUAUUUGCAUAAGUGUCAUUGAACACAAAAUGCUAUGGUUCCAGGGUCGUCGUCGUCUCUGUAUUGACUCUCCCUAGAACCAGAUAAAGAUAACACGCAUAGUAACAGUUAUAAUAAGGAUAGAAUGUAAUCAUUUUAUUUAUGCACAAUCUUGGACAUACAGGGUUCA